Messenger RNA from Daldinia vernicosa, 1172 nucleotides. RefSeq lists its product as uncharacterized. The record is from RefSeq and is a predicted model, not a curated record. The coding region runs from base 295 to 1146 and encodes 283 amino acids. NCBI's taxonomy places the organism in Eukaryota, Fungi, Ascomycota, Sordariomycetes, Xylariales, Hypoxylaceae. The transcript has a single exon.
AACGACGGGCGUAGUCAUAGCACACGUGAAGCAUCCGACAAUGACAACCUCAAAGUCGAGCUAGACCAGCUCUCUAUACAGACUCGCCGCUUCGUCGAUGUGACUAGUAGUCUUACCCAAAAUGUCGCCAAUCUUACUGCCACACUCCAGGAGACACAGGAUGCACUUGCAUCGAUCAAGACCGAGCUUUCCUCACUCAAGCUCGAGAACGAACGGCUACGAGACGAACUGAGUGCACUGCGUCUUGAGAAAAACACUAGUAGCACUCCACCUAAGAUAGAAAACUUCCCGUUGAUGAAGCUCCCGCCUAAUGUUCGUCACAAAAUCUGGCAUCUAGCUGCCGGGCCAAAAUUGAUGGAGAUAUUCGAGAUACGCUGGCGGUAUCCUGUGCCUGACACGGAGCCACGGUCGGUAGUUACUAUGGAUAAGAGGCGUAUGAGGGUGUCACAUGCCUGCCAGGAAUCGAGGAGUCUCUUGUACCCCUCACUACGAUGCUCCGAGUGGCCUCAUACCCCUGUACAGACGUAUAUGGACCCAGAUCGCGACAGCGUCAUGAUUAACGGCAACUUCAUGAUCGGAAUGAGCUUCGAGGAUAUCCUAGGGCAUGUACAACGGCUCAUCUUAACGCCCGACCAUGGCAGCUUCCAGAUUAUAGAAGAGAUAGCUUCGAGUUACGGUCCGUGUUGGAACAUGCAACAGGUCAGCUUCGUGCUUGAGACUUGGAGUAUUCCGGCCCAGGCGAGCACCUUGAUCUGCGAACGGUUAUCUGCACGUAUGCCAGUCGUGGUUGACCUAGAUGAUGAUCAGGAGAUGAUUCGGACGAUGAACCAAAUCGUAGACGGACCUUGGCACAGCCAGAACCACAAGAGGGUAGAUACGCUCUCUGGCUUCUACAAGCAAUGCCAUAUAACACGGACAAAGAAAUCGUAUAAUAGGAUGACAUCCUGUGGAAGCAGGUUAUGCGAAACUAAGCACUGGGAGGGGUUUUGUACUGCGUUCCGUAUGGGUUGGUAUGAACAGAGUCAUUGGUAUAAUCAGAGGGUGCCGGAUAUAAAGAGAGUGGCGCUGUUGGUUGAAGGAGACGAGGGGACCCCCAAGAUAUCGCAGCACCUACCAUGGCAUCCGAAGAGCUCGUCCCAUUAUUGAGGCUGGACAUAUGUAUAUACAUAGCU